Salarias fasciatus (jewelled blenny) is the source of this 5662-nucleotide messenger RNA. It is a transcript of the gene kcna4, whose product is annotated as potassium voltage-gated channel, shaker-related subfamily, member 4. The transcript is spliced from 2 exons. Gene Ontology annotation, biological process: protein homooligomerization; potassium ion transmembrane transport; action potential. The coding region runs from base 4 to 2118 and encodes 704 amino acids. The record is from RefSeq and is a predicted model, not a curated record. Gene Ontology annotation, cellular component: dendritic spine; axon; voltage-gated potassium channel complex. NCBI's taxonomy places the organism in Eukaryota, Metazoa, Chordata, Actinopteri, Blenniiformes, Blenniidae. Gene Ontology annotation, molecular function: protein binding; delayed rectifier potassium channel activity; potassium ion binding.
AAGAUGGAGUUUGCCAUGGUGGGCGCGGACGGCGGGUGCAACAGUCACCUGCCGUACGGGUAUGCCCAGGCUCGGGCGCGCGAGCGGGAGCGGGAGAGGGAGCGCCAGGCUGCCCAGUCCAGAGCGGCGGCCGCGGCGGCGGCUGCUGAGGGAGGACCGGGAGCGGAGGGAGGACCGGGAGGAGGAGGAGGAGGUGGGGGUGGAGGAGGAGGUGGAGGGGGGUCCUCCACCUCCUCCAGCGCUCAUCUCCUUAACAACCGCCAGCAUCAGUGUCGCGCCGCCUCCUCCGCGAACGCGAACAUCAGCAGCGGCGGCGGCGGCGGCGGCAGCGGCGGCGGUACCGCCUCGCGCCCCUCCUCCUCCUCCUUCACCUCCUCCUCCUCCUCGCAGGAUCCUGACCAGCAGCAGCAGCAGCAGCAGCAGCAGAGAGGUCUCAGAGAGCGGAGGAAGCAGCGCGGCGUCGGGCGCUGGAGACGCAACCGGUCGAGUCUCGGCGGGGACCUGCGCCAUUCGGAGCUGGCGCUGCUCGGAUCCGAGGAGGACAUCAUGAUCGAGGAGGAGGAGGGGGAGGAGGAGGAGGGCGAGGAGGAGGGGGGCGAGGAGGAGGAGGGCCGCGGGAGCAAGAGGUCCAGUUUUCUGUGCAACAUGGAUGAUGAGGAGGAGACCGUGUCGCUGACGGACCGGCGGCCGCAGUCCGGCUACGAGAACGUGUACAGCGAGUGCGGCUGCUGCGAGCGCGUGGUCAUCAACGUGUCGGGUCUGAAGUUUGAAACUCAGCUCAAGACUCUCACUCAGUUCCCGGACACCCUGCUGGGAGACCCCGACAAGAGAAUCAGGUACUUCGACCCGCUGAGGAACGAAUACUUCUUCGACAGGAACCGACCGAGCUUCGACGCCAUUCUGUAUUAUUACCAGUCGGGGGGCCGCUUGAAAAGACCCGUCAACGUCCCGUUCGACAUCUUCUCCGAGGAGGUGAAGUUUUACGAACUCGGGGAGGAGGCGAUCCUGAAGUUUCGGGAGGAUGAGGGCUUCGUGAAGGAGGAGGAGAAGCCGCUGCCGGAGGACGAGUUCAAGCGUCAGAUCUGGCUCCUCUUCGAGUACCCGGAGAGCUCGAGUCCCGCGCGGGGCAUCGCGGUGGUCUCCGUCCUGGUCAUCGUCAUUUCCAUAGUCAUCUUCUGCCUGGAGACGCUGCCGGAGUUCAGGGAUGAAAAGGAGUAUCUGCAGCCACGACACAACUCCACGCAGCCCGACCACGGCUUCACCCCCUUCAACGACCCCUUCUUCAUCGUGGAGACGGUCUGCAUCAUCUGGUUCUCCUUUGAGAUUAUAGUCCGCUUCUUCGCGAGUCCCAGCAAGACCGCGUUCUUUAAAAACAUUAUGAACUCGAUAGACAUUGUAUCCAUUUUGCCUUAUUUCAUAACUCUCGGCACGGACUUGGCGCAGCACCAGGGCAACGGGCAGCAGGCGAUGAGCUUCGCCAUCCUGAGAAUAAUCCGUCUCGUGCGGGUGUUCCGCAUCUUCAAGCUGUCCCGGCACUCCAAGGGGCUGCAGAUCCUGGGUCACACCCUGCGGGCCAGCAUGCGGGAGCUGGCCCUCCUCAUCUUCUUCCUGGUCAUCGGCGUCAUCCUCUUCUCCAGCGCCGUGUACUUCGCGGAGGCGGACGAGCCCACCUCGCAGUUCACGAGCAUCCCCGACGCCUUCUGGUGGGCCGUGGUGACCAUGACCACGGUGGGCUACGGCGACAUGAAGCCCAUCACCGUCGGGGGGAAGAUCGUGGGCUCUCUGUGCGCGAUCGCGGGCGUGCUGACCAUCGCGCUCCCGGUGCCGGUCAUCGUGUCCAACUUCAACUACUUUUACCACAGGGAGACCGACAACGAGGACCAGACGCCGGUGGUGGAGAGCAUGCCCCCGGGGUGCCCCUACUUCCCGGACUUUCUAAGGAAAUUCAAAGGCUCGCCCUCGGGCUCCUCACUGGGCGACAAAGCGGAGUACAUGGAGAUGGAGGAAGGGGUGACGGAGUCGCUGUGCGGGCUGGACAAGAGCCCGAGUAAAGGCAACGGCACAGACAUCAGCAGAAAAAACAGUACUAACUCAAAAUCUAUUCAGACUGACGUGUGAUUACAAGUAGAGAUUUAUUUUAUUUUAUUUUAUUUUUUUGUUUUCUAGACACCCUAUCAAGAGACUUUCUGCCCUGCAGCAGGUGUCCCCCUCCCUCCCUCCCUCCCUCGAUCAACUUUUACGCACGCCUCAGAAACCACACAGCACACGCACACACCGACAGAUCACUUAUUGGCGGGUUAAGAUGUUUCAUUCUCAUCAUCUCAAAACGACAGAUCUUCUUCUGCCCCAUAAAAAAAAACCUCCAGGAGCAAGUAUGACCAAGUAUUUUCCCUAUAGGUUGAUUGGUUAUUUCAUCCAACCUGUGCGGGCUUCCAAAAUCCGACAUCAAAAUCAUCAGAAUCGAGAGAAGACAGGCUAUGCAUUCGCACUUUAUGAGUUUCAUCUGUCAAUAACGGAAAGGUAACGGGAGGGUCGUGUUUUGCUGUUAUGCAAUAAAGUUUAAACAAUUUGUUUGCACUAAUGUAGAAGGCAGAUUUAUGUUUAGAGACAGAAACUGUAGGCCAUGCAAAUGGCAAUAAUUUAGUCAUCCUCUGACCACUUAGCUGAAGAAUGUUUGAGUAACUCCCUCCACGAGAGCAAACUAAGAAUAUUAAUAACCCUUUUAUAAGCUGCCAGUUGAAAUUGGACUCUAAUAAAUAAAAAAAAAAAAUAGGUCGGAGACAGACAAAAGACUUUUGUGGCUGUUCCAACACAUAACAUUGAGAAGAAGCGCAUUGUUAAGACAUAGCAUUUAAACAGGCAUCCAAUAAACCAGGGCUAUAGUUAUUUUCAUGUCAUCUACACAGAAAAAGCCUCGUGUCGUUGACCCACUAUGAGAGCUAAAGCACAGGAGUCUGAAAUGGCUGGAGAAAUGACUCGCCCCAGGUUUUGUAUGGACAUUUUGGAUCUUGGCGACAGGAGUUUCCCCCUCCCCCCAGUUUCUUUAAAAAACAAACAAACAAAGAAAAAAAAACACCUCAAAAUGACAAUAUCCCUUUACACGGACGCAGAUGGAAAGUUAUAGCAAAAAUGACUCAGUCGUGGAAACUCAUCGGAGAGGAGUUUGUGAGCAAUUUUCUCUCCUGUCCGCUGGACUUGGUGCACAAAAUAUAUAUUUUUUUUCUUCUCAAGAGGACUAUAAUUAUCUCGGAGCUCAGAGGAUCGUCGGGAUGUGGAUGUCUUCCAAGCGCUGCCAGUUACAGGGAGAGGGAGAACCCCCCCACAGCACCUGCCCCCCUGCCGCCCCCCCCCCCCCCCCCACCACCAACACAUCUCUGGAAAUUGCAGAGAACGAGCAAAACAUUGCGACCGGUCACCUUUGAGCACGAGCGGACGCCGAAAAGCAACAACCCCGGAGGAGGCUGGACGUCGGGACGGGUGGAGACGAAGAGCUGCUGUCUGGAGUCAGUGAACGCACCCUUCAGGGUCCGGCCUGGUCCAAGAGUAAGAAACGAUUGCCUUAAUUACUACACAGAUGUAUGAAGAGACGAUACUAAGAGACUUAUAAAACACACACACACACACAAAAAAAGAUGUUUUCUUUACAUGUGAAAAAAAAGUGUCUUGUAAGGAACAGAUGUGAAUAUUUUACUAUGAUAGAGAUACUGUUCGGUUGUGACGUCGACAUAAUGUUUUAGUUGGGUCGGCUUCGUAGGUGUCAUUGGUUCCUAAAUGGUGAGUUUGCUCUCUGCUCGUGCGCGGCCAGCAGUACCACGUAAUCUAUUUUUUAUCUCCUUUCAUAUCGUCAACCGAAAAAGGCUGGCCCGAGUCGCCCGGCCACAGAAAUCUCGAUUCACGUUGCGUCACGACACAUGAAAACCCUCAUUCAGAAGGUGUAUAGAGGGGUCGAGAGAGCAAGAGAGAGAGAGAGAGAGAGAGACAGAGAGAUGUUGACUGGCUCAAUGCAACACACCCAAACACAUGAGAAGAAGAUCCUCUUACAUUAAGAUCCACUUACACUAAAGCAAAGAUGUCAGGCAUAUAAACACCCGUCAUGAAUAUCUGCCACACUCUCUUUCUAUCGCAGAGACAAGCCGGCGGGCUUUCACCGGCCCGGACUCAUCCACGUGAAGACGAAACACUUUCCGUUUCUUUUCUCAGAUGCAAAUUUAGAGCCGACCAGCUGCUUUGUUGAUAUGUUUUCACUUUGAAUUUAACUGUAUGCAAAAGUAACAUGGACGUGUGUUCUAUAUUUUUUUAAACCUAGCCUUGAUAAUUACAUAACCAAAGGUGAAACCCUGAAUUUAAUUGUAUGUUGUGGACUUCUGGAAAAUGUUGUGAUAUAGAUGCACACUGAAUAGGAAAAAAAAAAAAAAAUGUAAAUAUCAGACGUUUAUACCUGUGUGUCCUAAGAUGUGUUGCAGAUAGAGUAAUUUGAGACUUUUUACUUUCUUUGACUGUUACGACCAUCGACCAUGUUACUCUGUGUUUGGUUUGUCCUCGCUGGAACAAUCACCGUCUCCAUAUUGUUGCGAAUGCUGCUCCAACAUUCUCCGCUGUCCUGCUCUCCACGUCCAUUUUCUCUUUCCUUCUUUCUGUUCCUUUUUCUUUCUCCCGAAACAGCCUCCUUUAGAAAACACGUUUUCUUUGGCAGGACGCUGACGUCCUCACCUCUCUCAGACCCGCGAUGUCGCCUGUGAACGGAACGUCCACAGACGACGCCAGUUUCACAUUUAUUUCUGAAAGCGGCAGUGAGAGAUAUGACAUAUCUUUUAUGAAGACAGUAUUUUAUUUUCCUUCUUGCAUACCGUGUCAGCUGUAACGGCGUUUUGGAAGCUUGAAUUUAGACUUCAUCGUGUAUUUUCUUUUUCCUACUUUGCCCAAAGAAAAUCCAAAGUUCACAUUCUUGCUCUUUUUCUGGAAGUGUGUAUCUGUAAUUACCUCAUGGAUAGCAUCCCUCUGAAAAGAUGUUUACUGAAUGUUCUAAAAAGAAAAACUUUUCCUCAGUGUCAGAGAAACCCUGUAACCACCAAACAGCCACAAUAGUUUUUAAAUAGAUGUCAGUAACUGUACUCGGGAAGUCCUUCACACACCGUUUCGCUGAGCUGCCACACAAUCCGCAACGUUUAUAGAAAUAUCUUCAGUUUUUCUUAAUUUCCUUGAAUUUUUUUGUUUUGUUUUCACCAAAGUGAUCAACAGACCCCGUUCACACGACGUUUCAAAUGAAAUCGCAUCGUUUUUGCGUUUUCGUUUCAGAAAAGCUUUGCACAGAAACGGCAGAAACUCUGAAAAUAACACCGGUGAGUGCGUGGACGCUGCUGUGGACAGACGUCCUUUUCAAAAAGUUUCGUUCCCAGUGGCUCGGAGCUCCAGAACGCCGCGACAGUCUUCAGUUUUCACUUGAAAACGUUGUAAACGGGGCCUGAUUCUCCAUCCAGUCGCAGCUCAGUGAAACAGAGGCUUUACAGUCAAGGUGUUUUUAUUGGGGAAGGAAAGGACAUAAAUAACGUUUGUCAUUUCUGCUGACCCGCGGUUUUAUCAGGAAGAUGUUCAAGGAACGACAAACCUGCACAGUUGUCAGUUCUUAAAAAAAAAAAAAAAAAAAACUAUACAAGGAUGGAAA